GCAGGGUGUGUGUGUGUGGUGUGUGUGUGGGGGCAUGGAUGGAGGGAGCCGCUGGACUGUGUGCGGGCGUUAGAGCUGUGUAACGGGGACAGCCAGUGCAGCUCCAGCUACAGGAUCAUGCGCCAGUGCCUGUCAGGCGGGGCGCGGGAUCGCCAGACCAUGCUGGCUGGUAGAGAGUGCCAGGGGGCCAUAGAGGUCCUACAGGACUCGUCGCUCUACGAUUGUCGCUGUAAGAGAGCCAUGAAGAAGGAAUUACAGUGUCUGCAGAACUACUGGAGUAUACACCAGGGCCUGACAGAGAGCGGGGAGGACUUCUAUGAGAUGUCACCCUAUGAGCUCCACGAAUUCUCAGAAGAGUUUAGACACGCCUCCAUCAUCUCAGAGAUGGAGCCACUGAAGAGGGAAGCAGAGUCUUUUGUACUUCAGCAAAUCAGACAGUACAGCCAUGGAGUAGCAGGACCCCAGGAAGAUGCCAACACAAUGAAUUCGGCAAGCAUCUCGAACACAGUGCUUCAGAAAUAUAGCUUCCUCACAUCGAAGAUUGUGUCUGAGAUCACUGUCCAGACGGAGAGUUAA
Molecule: messenger RNA, 576 nt
Organism: Salvelinus sp. IW2-2015
Lineage: Eukaryota; Metazoa; Chordata; Actinopteri; Salmoniformes; Salmonidae
Source: RefSeq, a predicted model, not a curated record